AUGAAGAUAACUAUGAGACCAAGUGACAGCUAUUUGAAUGAGGGCGACGAGAAAGCCUAUCAUAUCAGGCCCGCAAGUGACACCCGUUGGAGUGAAGGGACAGACAGUCGACGGAGUAGCGAAGAAGCCCAGGCUGGAGUCAAGCGCAUCGAAGCUGUGAGCAAAAGCUGGACUUUGACUAGCUUGGUCAUAGCCUAUGUUACGCUUAUGCUCAUUGCGAACAUCACAUCUUUGGAGAUUCAAGUUACCAGCAAUCUUACGGCGUUCGCGACUAGUGCGUUCCAAUCGCACUCGUUGGUAUCAACAAUCGCUGUGGUACAAGGGGUCGUUAGUGCUGUCAUCAAGCCGCCCAUGGGCAAAAUCGCAGAUGUGUUUGGCCGUCUUGAAUCUUUCACCAUCACAAUAUUCCUUUACACACUCGGCUACAUUCAACAAGCUGCAUCAAAUAACGUCCAGACCUACGCAGGCGCGCAGAUUUUCUGGGCCGCAGGAUUCAAUGGCCUUCAGGUCUUGCAACAGAUCUUCGUUGCCGACACGACGGAUCUGCUCAAUCGCGCCCUUUUUUCGACCAUCUUCGACCUGCCUUUUCUUUGGACAACAUGGGCAGGACCCGAGCUUGCGGCGAGGAUCCUCGAUGGUACGAGCUGGCGUUGGGGAUAUGGUAUAUGGGCCAUCAUUCUUCCCGUUUUCUUUGUACCUCUCGCCGUGAGCUUAUUCCUGAACCAGCGGCGCGCGAAGAAGCUCGGUCUGGACUUUCCAAGUCCCUUCAGGGGCCGAACGAUCGGUGCAAUCUUUAAAAACCUCUGGUACGACUUGGAUGUCUUCGGCCUCCUUCUGUUAGCGGCAGGAAUCUCGCUGGUUUUACUACCACUUACGCUUGCUCCAAAUGCAAGUGGGCAUUGGCGGAACACCAGCAUGAUUGCUAUGCUCGUCAUAGGUGGUGUCAUCUGCAUCAUUUUCCCUUUUUGGGAAACGAGUUCAAAGCUUGCGCCGACGGCGUUCUUCCCUCCUAAUCUUUUCAAAAAUAGGACAGUUGUGGCUGGUAGUGCAAUUGCCUUUUUCUACUUCAUGGCAUUCUAUAUGAGCGUCUUUCCAUACUUCUUCUCGUACCUGCUCAUUGUACAGUCGAAAUCGAUUGUGACAGCGGGCUAUAUCACACGUGUCUUCACGUUCACAUCGACCAUAGCAUCUAUCGUGGUCUCCCUGAUGAUCAAGUAUACUGGACAUUACAAGUAUUUUGUUACGGCUGGAGCAUGUGUCUAUAUUAUGGGCUUCGGGCUUAUGAUCGCUUAUCGCACUGAAGGUGCAUCGACCUGGGCUAUUAUCGGCACCCAAAUUGCCGUCGGUAUUGGCGGGGGGUUUCUCAAUGUCCCAGUACAGCUUGGUGUUCAGGCAUCUGCAUCGCAUCAGCAGGUAGCUGCUGCGACAACAGUUUGGCUUACUAUCCUCGAAGUUGGUGGCGCCGUCGGUGCAGCGGUCUCCGGAGCAAUCUGGAGCUCGUAUGUUCCAUCAAAACUUCAGCAAUAUCUACCACCAGAUCUCGCAGCUGGUUACGCAACAAUCUAUGGAGACGUCACCGUUGCGUCCAACUAUACGCUGUAUCCCGCAGGCUCGCCUGCACGUAUAGCCAUCAACCAGGCUUACCAAGAAACGAUGCGCUACCUGCUCAUCGGCGCAAUGUGUGCCGCUGUACCAAUUCUGCCGCUUACCUUCUGCUUAAAGAAUUACAAGCUUGAUCAGAUGGAGCAGCCAGUGGAAGGGCGAGUCAUUGGCAGUACGCGGAAACGCGAAACGAGCCGUGGUUGGGGUCUGGGAGCGCAGAUCUAG
Messenger RNA from Ascochyta rabiei, 1827 nucleotides. RefSeq lists its product as uncharacterized. The record is from RefSeq and is a predicted model, not a curated record. Gene Ontology annotation, biological process: siderophore transmembrane transport. Gene Ontology annotation, molecular function: siderophore-iron transmembrane transporter activity. The transcript is spliced from 5 exons. Bases 1 to 1827 code for a protein of 608 amino acids. NCBI's taxonomy places the organism in Eukaryota, Fungi, Ascomycota, Dothideomycetes, Pleosporales, Didymellaceae.